UGCUGAUUGCGCCCACUCCUUCUGGCUCCUGAGCAGGCCUGGCUGCCUCCUUCAUUGUACCUGGGAAUAGGUGUGUCUCAGGAGACAGGAGAUGCUGGGUGGAGGCCUGGCCUUGCUGCUUUUUGCAGGCAGACGAUUUCCCAGGCAGACCCGCAGGUUCCUCCACUGAGAAAUAGAUUAUGCUGGAGACCUUGUUCCCAGGAAGCAAAAUGCAAAGUGUAUUGCCAGAGACCAGGACCUGAAAGGGACUGAGGAGCUGGAAUGCGCUACCUUCCCUUCUUCUGAGCCCUCCUUCUGCAGGACCGAGCUCGACAGAACUUUUGUUGUUUUGCCUUUUGCUCUGGAAGGAAAGAAGCAGACAAUGAGGAUCUCGUAGGGCUGUGGCUGGCAGUGGCUGUGGCCUGGACUUUUCUCUGACGGAUCCAAGGUGACAAUGCAGGGGCAGAGUGAGAAAAUAAUGAAUGACAAAGGAAAAUUAAUGUUGUCAAUGCUGAUUGUCUCAACUGUGAUUGUUGUGUUUUGGGAAUAUAUCAACAGCCCAGAAGGCUCUUUCUUGUGGAUUUAUCACUCAAAGGACCCAAUUGGUGACGGCAGCACUCAGAAGGGCUGGUGGUUUCCAAGCUGGUUUAAAAAUAGGACCCACAAUUACCAGGGAAAUGAAGAGGAAGAUAUAGAAAAAGGAAAAGCGAAGGAACAAAGAAAGGAAGAUGAAGAGCUUCAACUGUGGGACUGGUUUAAUCCGAAGAAACGCCCAGAGGUUUUGACAGUGACAGAAUGGAAGGCACCGGUUGUAUGGGAAGGCACUUACAACAGAGCCGUCCUGGAAAAUUAUUAUGCCAAACAGAAAAUCACUGUGGGGCUGACGGUUUUUGCUGUUGGAAAAUACCUUGAGCGUUACUUGAAGGAGUUCAUAGUAUCUGCUGAUAAGUUCUUCAUGGUUGGCCAUAAAGUCAUAUUUUACAUCAUGAUAGAUGAUCUCUCCAGGAUGCCUUUGAUAGAGUUGGGUCGUCUGCGUUCCUUCAAAGUGUUUGAGAUCAAGCCUGAGAAGAGAUGGCAGGACAUCAGUAUGAUGCGCAUGAAGACUAUUGGGGAGCACAUCUUAACCCACAUCCAGCAUGAGGUUGAUUACCUCUUUUGCAUGGAUGUGGACCAGGUCUUCCAAGAUAAUUUUGGUGUAGAGACUCUGGGCCAGUUAGUGGCUCAGCUACAGGCCUGGUGGUACAAAGCAGAUCCUGAUGAAUUUACCUAUGAGAGGCGGAGUGAGUCAGCAGCAUAUAUUCCAUUUGGAGAGGGGGAUUUUUAUUACCAUGCAGCCAUUUUUGGAGGAACACCCAUUCAGGUUCUCAACCUCACCCAGGAGUGCUUUAAGGGAAUCCUCCAGGACAAGAAAAAUCACAUUGAAGCUGAGUGGCAUGAUGAAAGCCAUCUAAACAAGUAUUUCCUUCACAACAAACCUACUAAAAUCUUAUCCCCAGAAUUCUGCUGGGAUUAUCAUAUAGGUUUACCUCCAGAUAUUAAAGCUGUCAAGAUAUCUUGGCAGCAGAAAGAGUAUAAUUUGGUUAGGAAUAAUGUCUGAUUUCAAAUUGGGCCAAUAGGUUUCUGAAUUUGAGAGAGUAUUAUUCUGGCUAGUUCCUCAGAAAAAUAACACUUAAUGUUAACUUUAAAAAAAAUACUAACAAAACACCAACAUGGCAGACACAUACUAUUCCUCCUUGUACUUUGAGCCUUGUAAUAUGGAAGAAUUAAUCUAUGGUAAUCAGAUGUAAAUUCCCAGUAAUUCCUUCUCUUCUGGGUUUAGGGAAAAUAUUAUUAGCUAAAUCAAAAAGAAUUUGCCAUAGGCAAAGGAAAGCCAGAACAUUCUAUGUGUGUCAGAUAAUGUACUGAAGAAAAGUGUGCCAAGGGAAGUGUUUGGCAACAAGAUAAGUUGUGUGUGGAGGGGUGUCUGUCCCUUUGAUUCCAAUGUCUUCCUGGUUUUGGUGUGUCUAAAGCAGCUUAGAGUUUAUUUGUAGCCAAAGAACCCUAGUAAGAACACUGCCUACCUUGGCAAUCCUCAAAGGCCUCAAAGCUGAUUGCCUUGGGCCAUUUGUAAUCCAUAUUUUUUCUCAUCAGGAUGCUGUUUGGCUUCCAUGGAAAACAGUGGAGGAGAUUCCCAAUGGAUAUCACUGUGGUGCAUGUUCAGAGUCCCAGGGAAUCUGAUGAGGCAGUGGGCUCAGCUUUUACACGAAACAAAGCCUCAACAAUGAGUUUGCCAUGAAAUAGCAAAGAGAGGGGCUAACCACUGUGAGGCCAUGCCACUCUGGAGGGACACAGGGCAUGACCUUGGCAUUUAAAUUACUCUGAAGAUGCAGGCACCAAACAGGAGGCAUUCAGCCUCCUCAACCCCAAAGAGCUGAAUGGAAGGUGCUUCUUGUGUUUCUCAAGUCAUAUUUGGCCUACCAGACUUGUAUCUUCAGCACGCUGGUGAGGGGAAGUGGAUGGACUCAGCGAAGGGAAAGGCACACAAUGGACUGAAGAGGCCUGUGGGGACCAGGGCUCAUCAGAGGACGAUCUGCCAGUAUCUGGUCCAAGCACCUGUUCUAAAUCUCAGGGUUCCUCAGCCUAUCACAUCCUAACUUGGAGGGAUGACAUCAAGGAGUGGACUGGAGAAAAGUCCUCCUGUUGAGUGACCCCUCACUUUCCCCUGUUCCAUCUGCACUAUGGAAGUGUAACAACCAGAUGUAUUUUACAAAAUGGUUAACUGAUUUUAUAAUAAAAGCAUGAGGGGAUAGCUAUAGGAGGCCCAGUCAUCAUGACUAAAGAGCUGACCAUCAGUACCCUGCUCUAGGAGAAGUGGUGACAUCCUACACAUUGUACGUUAAAGCAAAUCAAUGUAAAAGAAGUUGGUAGGCCAUAUUUACAUAUGCACAUAUAUUUAUAUUUUGCUUUUGUUCCUGUUUGGAUCAUUCAUUUCCAUUUUUAAGCAAUUUAUUUGAAGAGCCAUUGCUUGGCUUGAUAAACAGCAAAAGGGACCUCUUUGAUGAAAUGAAACCUACAUUUUCUCUACUAUUUCACUGUGCCUUCAAUUGUUGCAAAAAAAAAAAUACAUUCCACAAAUACUAAAAAUUCUGAAUUAGUGGACUUUAAAAAAGAAAAUGGAGACCGCACAUUAGUUAAGAAUCUUGCUUCUCUUUUAUUCAAGAUAUGUUGGAACCAGUCUAGACUAGGGAGAGUUUAAUGGUUUAAAUCCUGAACCAAAGAAGUAAUCUAUCCUGAAAGUUUAGAGAAAAGGGGUAAAGGGAUUUUGAGGGAAUUUUUUUUAAAUUUAAAUUCACUUAAAUUUAAAUCCUCAAUGGACAAAUUCAAGAUCUAAUUAAUGAUAAUGCUUAAACACUUUUUAAUCAAAUUUCUGAUUUAUAAUUGAAUAAAUUAUUUUCUCAGUA
This is a messenger RNA of Ictidomys tridecemlineatus (thirteen-lined ground squirrel), 3419 nucleotides long. The record is from RefSeq and is a predicted model, not a curated record. NCBI's taxonomy places the organism in Eukaryota, Metazoa, Chordata, Mammalia, Rodentia, Sciuridae.